CAGUGGGAUGCCGUGGAGGUUUUGUUUACUAACUUGCUCCUGGCAGCCAGGUUCUCUUCCUUGUAGCCUAGAGCUAACCUUCAUUCUUGCUGACAGCGGUGAUAGUAGAAAGUGUCAGCUGACAGCACUAUGUAUGUUAACUUCGGAGUUAGCAUACAAAUAACCGAGCUUAUUUAAUCCUUUUCGCGAUUCCUAGAUUCGAGACUUAGGGGUUAACCACAUGGUGGAAAUAGGUUUGUGUACGUGUAACGUUCAUUUUGGGACCAACUGGCGGAGAUUUGACAAAGAAAGUAAUCCCUCAAGAGUUUGUUUAGGUGUUGACCGGCUAGUCUUCGAGCUAGCUUUGUCCUGUAGCUAAACCAGUGGGCGUCUGAAUGGAGAGCUUCAAACUUACAUGCUUAAGUUUCGUGAUCGCUCUCUGGACCGGCUGCUUUUACUGAGGUAAAUGCCGUCUAAAUGGCAACAACGGAGCAGGGAAAUGGACUGGAACUUCAUGACAACACAGAGAAGCUGACGGACAGUAAUGGGAAGGGCAGUUCGAAUGGACUGGACCCAGGGGUAAACGGCUCCAUCCCCGAGGAGAGCCAGGUGGACAAGUAUGGGUUCACUGGAGGAGCCCAGCAGUCUGCCGGACAACUUGCGGAAGAAGUUCCCAUUGGGGUGUUGAGGCAACGAGAAGCUAAAUGGCUGGAGAUGCUGAACAGCUGGGACAAGUGGAUGUCCAAAAAACACAAUAAGGUAAAAGAGCGCUGUCAGAAGGGGAUCCCUCCAUCCUUACGGGGCCGAGCCUGGCUCUAUCUUACUGGGGCUAAAGUGAAAAGGGAGCAAAACAAGGGUCGGUUUGAGGAACUGGACAACCAGCCAGGAGAUCCUAAAUGGGUUGAUGUCAUUGAGAGGGACCUGCAUCGACAGUUUCCUUUCCAUGAAAUGUUCGCAGCCAGGGGAGGUCAUGGACAGCAGGAUUUGUUCCGCGUGCUGAAAGCUUACACUCUUCACCGACCUGAAGAAGGUUACUGCCAGGCUCAGGCUCCUGUUGCUGCAGUCCUUUUGAUGCAUAUGCCAGCUGAGGAUGCCUUUUGGGUUCUUGUCCAGAUCUGUGAGAAAUAUCUUCCUGGAUACUACAGCACAGGGCUGGAGGCGAUCCAGCUCGAUGGGGAGAUCCUGUAUGCUCUGCUGCGGCGGGUGUCUGUUGUGGCUCACCGCCACUUAAAGAAGCACAAACUGGAGCCGAUCCUGUAUAUGACUGAGUGGUUCAUGUGUGCCUUUUCCCGGACUCUACCCUGGUCCUCUGUGCUGCGGGUCUGGGACAUGUUCCUCUGUGAGGGAGUGAAGAUCCUCUUCAGAGUGGGCCUGGUUGUGCUGAAAUGCAUGUUAGGAACACAAGAAAAAGUGAAGUCCUGCCAAGGUUUAUAUGAGACAAUGGAGCUGUUGAAAAAGAUUAAUCCACAGUACAUGCGUGAAGGCUUCCUGGUGCAGGAGAUCAUAGAGCUACCAGUGUCUGAGAAGGACAUUGAGAAGGAACACCAAGCUCAGCUGCGGCGCUGGAAGGAGAAUCGCGGAGAUCUAAACUGCAAGUCCCCUCCCAGGAUGCAUGGCGCGAAAGCCAUAAUGACUGCCGAGCCGCCGAGUCGACAGGAGCUGAGACAGAGACCUACCAUCAUUGUUGAGUCUCCUUUGGCAUCAAAAACAGAUGUGAUGCCAGAAGACAAAGAAAAGGGACGGAUAAAAACUACAAAGGAAAACGGGCAAACAACCGUCUUCCCUACAGAGGAGAUCGUUAAUCCCAGUGAUCCAUCCCCAGCCCUUGAACACACGACCAUCCAGGGGUCCAAAGAGAGUCUGAGCAGUGCUGAGCAGGACACAUACCUUUAACAAGGCAAGUUUGCCCCAGUUUAGAACAUGAAUCACAUCACAUUGCUCUGUUUUUAGCAUCAAUACUCAGACUUCUGUCACAGUUUUUAGGGAAUCUGUACAGCAGCAGAAGAUGUUUUCUACCUUUUUUUUUUUUGCCACGAAGCCACUUCUUAGGUGUUAGACUCCUAUUUGGACUGUUUCACCUGACCAAACAGGAAACUCCUUAAAUCACCAAAAUCUCAGACACGUAGUUUCCUGGGAUUUUGCAGGAACAUCAGCGGAUUUAAAUACACCAGUAUUUUCUUCUGAAUCUAAAUAUUGCUGUCCAUGUCAGCAUUGGAAACAAGGUCUUAGUCUAUAUGGGCAAUAAUUUUGAAAUCGGUGUAAGUAAUGGGCAAUUCAUAAUAAUAGCUAUUAUUUCAUUCUAGAUUAAAUUCUAGAUUGAUUGCAGGAUAUUUUCUAGAACAACUACGCUUUUUUAUUAUUCUGUUUUGCCCAGAUUAGUCACUACAUUACCAAUGUCUAAGCUAUUCACACUAACGGACAAACAGUUUCCUGAUUGUCUGCUUGACACAUUUUACUGACCCAUGUGUUGGUUCUAUAAAUCUGUCAUUGCUCUCCUUGUCCACACGGGGGCGUCCUGACGCUACUUUUGGAACAAGGGGGCAUCUUGGUUGAUAUGCCAAAGAUUUAUUGUUCAUAUUUUUAAAAUAUGUAAUGUCAGAUAUUUGAGAAGAGGGUUUGGGUGUUUCCAAUGAGUUAAUAUUUAUGUGUUAAAAAGAGAUAAAUGUAUGAGAGAGUUGAGCUUCUUAAGGUGUGUCAUUUCUACAAUUUAAAAUCAUACUUUUUACUUUAAAACUAGAAAUUAGAAACUGUUUUCAAAAUGAACUGUUAAAUGUAAUCUACAGCAGUAAUUUCAUAAUUAAACUUGGGAGCCAUACAACUUUGAUAAUCAGCUACAUGAAAGUGUUGUUUCUUAUUAUCAUCAUUAUGGAAUAUUAAUGUGAUGUCUGUGAAGGAAAUUAAUUGGAAUGAGGUUUUGUACAAUCAACAUUUCGCAGUCCAAGAAGCUGCUUUCUUUGAUCUGCUUUUUAAUGGCUGAAAUUAUAUUAUAAAAGUGGCUAAGGGUAUGUAUUGAUUUUAAACAUAUAUGAAAAGUUAAUACUGAGUGUUUUAUUUUCAGUUUUUUUUUAAGGCUAAUUUUUUCAAGAAAAAGUUAAGCUUUUUGUAUAAAUUUAUCAGAUUUUGUGUCCUUAUUCCUAUCCAGAACAGAGCUAACAUUGCUGGUUUUGUUUCUCUGCUGGAUUCCAGCAUAAAGCUUACAUUAUAUCAUUAAACGUCAUCAUUCUAGAAAUAAAUUAUUUAUUUAAAAAAUA
This is a messenger RNA of Girardinichthys multiradiatus, 3230 nucleotides long. Its product is annotated as TBC1 domain family member 10A-like. NCBI's taxonomy places the organism in Eukaryota, Metazoa, Chordata, Actinopteri, Cyprinodontiformes, Goodeidae. The coding region runs from base 457 to 1872 and encodes 471 amino acids. The transcript is spliced from 9 exons. The record is from RefSeq and is a predicted model, not a curated record.